Messenger RNA from Aptenodytes forsteri (emperor penguin), 1558 nucleotides. It is a transcript of the gene HECA, whose product is annotated as hdc homolog, cell cycle regulator. The record is from RefSeq and is a predicted model, not a curated record. The transcript has 6 exons. Bases 1 to 1275 code for a protein of 424 amino acids. NCBI's taxonomy places the organism in Eukaryota, Metazoa, Chordata, Aves, Sphenisciformes, Spheniscidae.
AUGACGGAAGCCCCUUGUGCUACUCCACUGAUCUGUAGCUUUGGAAGGCCGGUGGACCUGGAGAAGGAUGACUACCAGAAGGUUAUAUGCAACAACGAGCAUUGUCCGUACAGCACCUGGAUGCACCUUCAGUGCUUCUACGAGUGGGAAAGCAGCAUUCUCGUCCAGUUCAAUUGCAUUGGCAGAGCCAGGAGCUGGAACGAAAAGCAGUGUCGCCAAAACAUGUGGACAAAGAAAGGAUAUGACCUGGCUUUUCGCUUUUGCUCCUGUCGGUGUGGGCAGGGUCAUUUAAAGAAGGACACUGACUGGUACCAGGUGAAGCGAAUGCAGGAUGAUAAGAAGAAAAAAUCAGUGUUAGAGAAGAGCACGGGAAGGUCCACGUCAGAGUCAGCAGAGGAGGCCAAAAAGGGCAGGCCGACCAACAAGCCGCAGAAAGGCUUGAGUCAUGACCUCCAGCGAAGGCACUCGAUGGACAGGCAGAACUCCCAGGAGAAGGGCGUCAUGGGCGGCAGCUACGCAGUUCGUUCGCCUUGUGUCUCUCCCGGCCAGUCCCCGCCCACCGGCUACUCUAUUCUUGCCCCCACGCAUUUCAGUGGCCCUCGUUCCUCGCGAUACUUAGGAGAGUUUUUGAAGAACGCCAUUCACCUGGAGCCCCAUAAGAAGAACAUGGCUGGUGGGGGCAUGUUCAGGAACGCGCAUUUUGAUUACGGGGCAGCUGGUUUGCAAGCACAUAGAUCAGGACACUUCGAUGCCCCUGUGCAGUUUCUGAGAAGGCUCGAUCUAUCUGAGCUGCUGACUCACAUCCCCAGGCAUAAAUUGAAUACUUUCCAUGUGCGGAUGGAAGACGAUGCCCAGGUGGGCCAAGGGGAGGACCUUCGGAAGUUUAUCCUUGCUGCUCUUAGUGCCAGCCACAGGAACGUUGUAAACUGUGCGCUAUGCCACAGGGCGCUGCCAGUGUUUGAACAGUUUCCGCUGGUGGAUGGGACCCUGUUCCUUAGCCCAUCGAGACACGAUGAGAUUGAAUAUGAUGUUCCCUGUCACCUUCAAGGAAGGCUUAUGCACCUCUAUGCUGUUUGUGUAGACUGCUUAGAAGGGGUUCACAAAAUUAUCUGCAUUAAGUGCAAGUCCCGAUGGGAUGGAAGCUGGCAUCAGCUGGGAACUAUGUAUACCUACGAUAUUCUGGCAGCAUCUCCCUGUUGUCAGGCUCGACUGAACUGGCUGAGGCUUUGCUGCCUGCUGCGGACUGGUGUGACUGGUGUGGAAGGAGGACCAUGAAGUGGGAUCUGGGCCGUCAGACCUGUAAGAGCUGAGAGGUAACCGAGGACAAACAUGUUGUUUUAAGGCCACUGGUGAGAAAACCCCUCAAAAAUAUACUUGUCCGUAACGGUUUCUUGUUGAGACAUUCUUGGAUUGCACUUUUGCAGAUGGAAGAAUAUGUACAUAGCAAAUGAAUGUUGAUGAAAUUAAAAUAAUUGGUUAUGAUAUCAUUUGCGUGUGUUGUUAGAGAAUAUUUUGUUGUGACUUCUCUGUAUUAAAAAGUAAUAAAUACCAGACAGCU